UAUCGAAAAGCCACGAAAGUGAAUCUAUUUCUUUAAAAUCGAAGUAACGGAUCUAAAAUAUACUUAUAAUUUUUAAAAAUAGAAUCAAACUAAAUCAUUAACAGAACCGCAAAUGUUAUUAAACAGAAUCGGAUUCUUACUGCUUGUACUUCCAUUGUCAAGAUCUUCUGUUAUACGCGAGGCAGAACCAUUGUUUCAACCACCUCCCGUUUGCAAGCAUCAACUCUAUUGCGAAAACGCACCAAAUUAUCCAAGCAAUAUAGUGUCAAGAGAACUAAAGAAAAAUCCUCAUCUUCGAGGGUAUUCGUCUAUAGAUGAGGUAGAUUCGCUCACACAAGACGAGAAUGAACCAGAAACGGAGUCGCUUUGUCCCAGUACGGAAGAAAUUGUAGUUCCUAAAUCAGGUCUAACGCGCGAUGGAAUAUGGAUGUAUAUUCUAAAUGAUAAUAAUUUGAAUCAAAGUAUACGCAUCGAGCAAUGCUUAAAUAUAAUUCAUAAUAGGGAACGAGAUCGAUCAUGCAGGAUGAUCAGUGGGUUGGCUCAUGGAUACUAUACACAGUGCAAACAGAGGUACACAUAUCGUCAACUUUGGGCAUUAAAUAAUGAGGGUGCGAUAGUUCAGGAUUCAUUUCUAUUUGCAACAAGUUGUUGUUGUCAUGUCAAAUUCCGCACUGAUAAAUUUUUAAAAUCAUUUGAAACUAAGAGAUUUAAAUAAUGAGGAAAGGAGUUAAAAUAUUAUGCAUAUAUUGCUGUAGAUUAUUGUAGAUUCUUUUAAUAUAAAAUACAAUGUAAUUUAAUAAACUAAAUGUGUAUAAUGCAAUUGGAAAAUACAAAUGCAAAUAUUUUAUCAGUUGUUCGUGAGAUACAAAGUAUUAUCUACAUAGGUGGAAAUAUUUAGCUUUCUAUAUUGACAAAUGCAACUAUUUUUUAAUUUAUUUUACUUUCUUCAUAUU
Molecule: messenger RNA, 953 nt
Organism: Frieseomelitta varia
Lineage: Eukaryota; Metazoa; Arthropoda; Insecta; Hymenoptera; Apidae
Gene: spz
Product: protein spaetzle-like
Exons: 7
Coding region: 113-715 (200 amino acids)
Biological process (GO): innate immune response; regulation of Toll signaling pathway; central nervous system formation
Cellular component (GO): extracellular region
Molecular function (GO): Toll binding; growth factor activity
Source: RefSeq, a predicted model, not a curated record